ACCUCUCGAUCAAUCUCAAAGAACGUGCCGGUAGAGUUCCAGGAGGCGCACGGGUACGCGGCGCGGGAGAAGGUGGUGCUGCGGAUGCGGGGGAGGUCGUGGACGGUGAGGCUGAAGCACACCAAGGGCAGGCGGCCGCGCCGCGAGCGCGCGGUGCUCCGGUACGGCUGGCACCGGUUCUGCGCCGACAACGGCCUCGCCGUCGGCGACACCUGCUUCUUCCGCGCGCUCCGCUCCGCCGGCUCCGGCGCCGGCGACGUCGACGACGGCGACGGCGACCACGUGCUCAGCGUCACCGUGCACAAGGCCGACGGCGGCGAUCCCCUCGAGUGAUCGAUCAUCCAUCACUUUGCUUCGAUCUCUUCGUUUGUUGCAUGCGCGCUAAUUACGUUUAAAGCAUGUAAUUAGUAAUUAAUAAAGCAUGGUGAUUUGCAUGUAAUUAGGAGGAGUCAUUUUCCAAGGACGGGUGUGCUUGCUCGGAUUGAAGUUUGUGGAUCGGGCCAUUUGCCGAUCGACAGCUGGCUGGUCUGUGCAUAUGAUGUAUCGAUUUUACUCUCUUUCUCGAACAAGGAUUC
Oryza sativa Japonica Group (Japanese rice) is the source of this 575-nucleotide messenger RNA. Its product is annotated as B3 domain-containing protein protein_Os02g10420. NCBI's taxonomy places the organism in Eukaryota, Viridiplantae, Streptophyta, Magnoliopsida, Poales, Poaceae. Gene Ontology annotation, molecular function: DNA binding. The record is from RefSeq and is a predicted model, not a curated record.